GUUCUCGUCAAUCAAAACAUGCUACAUGUAUAUGAAACUUGUACCUCGAACUAUGUACAAUUCUUGUCCGACCAGACGCUUUGAAGAAACGGUUCUGUUCGGUUGGACAAAUGAAACAAUGAUAAUUUUACGUAAUCAGUAUUUGCCUUUUAAUUAAGUGAGUAAGUGAAGACUCCGCUCUCCACUGUGGCAGUGCCUUCGCGAGACUUGCUGCGUUGAAUAACAUUAUUCAAUCCAGAUCGACGGAACAAAGCUUGUUUAGCGGCACUCGUUACUGAAUCGUCAACAAUAUGCAUCGCUGGCUUAUUUGUCUACCAGUCGACCGGUAUACGAAACACGUGGAACUAAUUGAUCGCUAACCAUUUUAUAAGCAGCUUACAUACCAAGUCGAUGAUACUUAUUAGAAAAGAUAAUUAAUUGUGUCUGUGCGACAGAAAGGUGUUUGCUGAAGAAAUCGUGAGUUAUUUCUUCGGAAAACGAGUGUCUCAGAAUUGAAGUGUUUUUUCAGCUAAAAGAAAAAAUAGCAUAAUAGAAUUCGUAAACAUGAAGAAAAAAAACUUAUUGAAGGUGUACUACUAAACAGUGCCAAAUGAGCAUUUGAAUAUUUCUGGAUACCACGGUGAUACAAAAAAAAUAAAGAAAAAUUCUGGAAUGAAAACCUAUGCUGCUGCAGUGGCCGGCAGUUUGUCGGUCAUGAUGAGUCAACCCGUGUUGGGUUCCCUGGUUCUGGAUUCAGCCAACGACACCAGCGGACAAUCUUCAGAUGAUGAUCAUGACAGCGAUCAAGCGACCAUUUCGAUGGACAAUCUCUACCCGGCACUGGUCCAAUGCUUUGCGAUUAUCAUUUGUGGUUAUCUUGCUGGUCGGCUCAACAUAAUCACCAACACGGAGGCCAAAGGACUCAAUACGUUCGUCGGAACAUUCGCUCUGCCGUCAGUGAUCUUCCUCUCGCUGGCUGAAUUGAACUGGAGCACGGUCAAUUGGAAUUUCUUACUGGCGAUUCUGAUUUCCAAAACAAUCGUGUUCGUGGCGGUAGCGAUCAUCUCCCUACUGGUCACUCGGCCCACCAACUAUGGCCGGGCGGGAUUGCUGGCGAUAUUCUGCACCCAAAGUAAUGAUUUCGCUAUCGGGUUUCCUAUUGUUACGGCAUUGUACUCCAAAAUCCAUCCGGAGUAUGCAUCGUACAUUUACCUGUUGGCACCAAUUUCGCUGGCGAUUUUAAAUCCAAUCGGAUACAUACUCAUGGAAAUUUCGAAAAUUAAAGCGAAAGCGACAAUCGAUCAAGCUCCGGAAUCUCGCCGCCCAUCCCUACCUCCAUGCUCACAGAUAUCUGAUCCGGAUGGGUCCAGGAGGAAGUUACUGCGCGGAAAAUUUCUAGUCAUUAUAAAAACCAUCGAAUCUGUAUUCUUCAACCCGGUGCUGCUGAUGACCGUCCUUGGAGUAAUCGGUGGACAAAUUUUUCGCAACGGCUUACCCGUCAUCCUUUCCAGCAUUCUACAAGUGUUGGGAAACUCUUUCUCGGCCACAGCUUUGUUCCUACUUGGGUUGCGAAUGGUUGGCAAUGCGUCUACUCUGCAAGGACCGGGUUUUAUUCUACCAGGCAUUCUAAUAAUAGCGAAACUGCUAGUACUUCCGCUGGUCACCCGCCAAACCGUCAACAUAAUGAAUGCUGGAGCAAAUUUCUCAGAAACGACUGAUUUAAGUACAUUUGGAUUUCUGUAUGGAACGUUUCCAGCAGCCCCGGGGGUGUUUGUGAUUGCUUCGCAGUACAAUCAGGAUGUGGAUUUGAUUGCCUGCAGUAUGGUGGCAUCCACCUUCAUUAGCGCCCCGUUGAUGUUUAUUUCGGCUAAAAUGAUCACCAUCACUAAUCUGAAUCCUUCGGAUUACUUGAACGAACUGGACAAGUUCGCCUUCGACAUCAGCAUCGUUGCUAUUUGCUGUUCGGUGUGGAUGUUGUUGCUAUUUACACUCACUCGCAGGGUGCGCAAGAUGCCUCACCGUAUAACGAGCUGUCUGAUUAUAUCGCAACUUAUUUGCAACAUCGGUGUUAUCAUGUGGUCAUCGUUCGAGCAAACAAGCGGAUGGAAGAUGUAUUUGCAGUUCUACUUCUUUACGAUCGGUUGCUACAGUAGCCGGUUGUGGACAGCAUUUCUAGCGAUAUCGAUCCUGUUCCUGCAGUGCCGCAGUCUGUGUUUCGUGCUGAAACUGUGGCCGUUAUUCAUUGCUGCAGCUUGGGGUCUGCCUACACUGAUUGUGUCACUGUUAUUUUUGCUGGAUUCUAAAAACAUUACGCCUACAGAAAAACGCAAUCCUAGCUUUCAGUACGGCAACGCACAGGCUGCGAUUGCCGUGUUUCUACUAGUAAUGUGCUUCAUCGUUACCGUUGGAUGUUUGAUCCUUCAUCAGCGAUUCAAGAAACGACACGAGAAGUAUAUGACCCUGUCAAGGGAAGUAUCGUCUCCUGAUAUGGAUAGCAGUACCGUGGGAUCAAGCUCGGUGACUAAUUUAAUCCAAGAAUCAACUCACCAUAAUGAUGACAAAGUGCAUAGGCGAAGACAUUCAUUAACGUCGAGCGACGAUGAAAUCUUGCGGGCCAACGACAAGAUAGGCUGUGAUGGAACUAACUCGAAUGGAUGCUGUACAAGCCGAAACACCGUUCGUUCUGUAGUAGAUAUUGAAGACUUGAUAAUUCAACAGAGUGUGAACAACAUAGAAAGCGAAGAAUCCAUUGCUGACAACGGAAUGUGCUCAUCCCAAUUCAAUUGUCCAUCAUCAUCGAAGCAACAGUGUCAAUCACUUAUCGAUCGAUAUCGUGAGCAUGCUAGCGACGGCCUGGAACCAUUAGAAUUAGACAACGACGCAGAUGAACAUCAAACUCUCAAGCACAUGGUUCUUCUAAUUCUGCUACUCUGUUCAAUGUUCGUUGGGCUGGCUCUCUCAGUAUGGACCCUGAUCAUGGAAGGAAUGUCCGGAAUUUAUGUAGAGUUAACAUUUCUCGAUGCAUUCCUGAAUUUCGGUCAAUCUAUAAUCGUGCUGGCAGUGUUUAUAACCGAUACAGGGGAAUUAUUGCUACCAUUGAUGAAAUUUUGGCGUAAAAUCUGGUACGGUGCCAACAUGCUACAGUUACCCAUAUGGAGCGAUAUCAGUUCCGAAACGCGACUUAUUUGUGAUCAAUUCACAACACAUCACUUGGAUAAAUGUCGAAAGGCCAUUGCCAAAGAUAAAAGAUGGCGCAUCAAAACCUAUAAGAAAGUUUUCUACGGCAAUGUAUUCGUGGACUGGCUUCUGGAACUGGGACUCGCUAAAGAUCGUUCGGAUGCGACUCACUAUGCUCGUCGUUUAGUAGACGGACGAGUUUUACGACACAUAAAUAAUGUGUACCAUUUUCACGAUCGUAACUUACUGUACACAUUUUGCGAUCGCUUGUAAAUUGUAGGCUUUAGUUUUUAUGUUUUAGUUCUGCUUUUAAACACAGAACCAAAUCUGGAGUGCUUAGCUCUAUCUCGCUGCAGCCAGUAUUUCUAGAAAUUUUACCAAGCUCAUAAUUAGUAAACAAAUUAAAACUACAAAGAUUUCUAGGGAUAGUCAACAGAUAGUACCAAGGACUCUGGAAUAAAUGUUAUACCAAAAAUGACGAAACUGGAAAGUAAUGUGAUGCAUAGUUUUUGUAUGAAAAUUUAAGAGGGAUACCAUAGAGUAAAUUUCGUCUCGAACUUGAAUUUUAAGUAUUUAUUAUUAUUAUUUGAAUUGCAGUGAAAUUCAAACAAAGAAAUGUAAAUAUUAGCUUUUUAUCAACGUAAGGAAGGUAGACCAAUGUUUAUAAAUAUUAAGUAAUUCCUAGCCUACAAAAGCCUAGCUUUCAAAUUGUAAAAUUGUAAAGAGUAUAUUAAAGUUUGAGAGGAUGUUCUCAAAUAAACAAUACUUGUGUAACAAUUUUGUUAAACCUCUGAGCAUCUAAAUAUCUGCUAUAAAUAAAAAAUUAUAUGUAUUUAUACAUUCGCAA
Molecule: messenger RNA, 4003 nt
Organism: Malaya genurostris
Lineage: Eukaryota; Metazoa; Arthropoda; Insecta; Diptera; Culicidae
Gene: anchor
Product: integral membrane protein GPR155
Exons: 7
Coding region: 652-3429 (925 amino acids)
Biological process (GO): intracellular signal transduction; transmembrane transport
Cellular component (GO): membrane
Source: RefSeq, a predicted model, not a curated record